ACAAAAAAUAAAUCAUGCCCCCCAAACCGCGCCCUCCACCUAGCCGCGCCGUCACGGUCUCCAAAGCCCUCAGCUUACUCCUCCGUCAUGCCGCCGAAAAAGAAGGCUUGAAGAUAGACGCCCAGGGCUACGCCAACGUCGCAGACGUGCUCUCAUGGCGAAAACUCAAAUCCCUAAAAGUCACCUUCCCCGAGAUCAUCGAAGCGGUAGCCAAUUCCGAUAAGAAGCGAUUCGCACUACUUUACGCCCCUGCAUCCACACCCACGGAGACAGAAGAAAAAGAAGCAGCAGAAUCCAAAGAAGAAUCCACGACAGCCGCCAUCACCGCCAGCACGACCGACUCCACACCCACCCACUAUCUCAUCCGCGCAACCCAAGGCCACAGCAUCAAGAGCGUCGAGGCCGCCCACCUGCUUGAAAAACUCACCCUAGAGGGGAAAGACAAGUUACCGGGGACGGUCGUGCACGGGACGUAUCAUUCGGCGUGGCCGGCGAUCGUAGCGUCGGGGGGAUUGCGCUGUAUGGGACGGAAUCAGGUGCAUUUUGCGACGGGGCCGGGGGUGGAGGAGGUGCUUGGGCAGUUGGAUCAGAAUAAGGAGGGGAAUGGGGAUAAAGGAAAGGUGAUUUCGGGGAUGAGACGCGAUGCGCAGGUGUUGGUUUAUGUGGAUUUGGAGAGGGCGUUGAAGGCGGGAUGUCCGUUUUGGAGGAGUGAGAAUGGGGUUAUUCUUAGUGAGGGGAUGAGUGUGGGUGUAGCUGGUGAGGGUGAGGGAGGAGAGAAGAUGGUACCGUUGGAGUUUGUGGAUGUGGUGGUGGAGCGGAAGAUGGGGAAGAUUUGGGAGCGCGGUCAGGUGGUGCAGCAGUGGCCGUCGGAAUGGGCGCAGGGGAGAAAUCCCAAGGGACGGUCCGACGGGAAGCGUCGAUGAUGCAUCAGCUUUCCUACAUAGUACUCACUACUCUGUAGGAAUAACUAAUAAGAUUGGAUAGUAUGGAUGCAAAUGUCAGGCAAUGUGGGGUGAAUUGAUGGCUUCCGAAGCCGUGCGGGGAAGUCGGAUGC
Messenger RNA from Aspergillus sclerotioniger CBS 115572, 1054 nucleotides. Its product is annotated as tRNA 2'-phosphotransferase. The transcript is spliced from 2 exons. Gene Ontology annotation, biological process: tRNA splicing, via endonucleolytic cleavage and ligation. The record is from RefSeq and is a predicted model, not a curated record. Lineage: Eukaryota; Fungi; Ascomycota; Eurotiomycetes; Eurotiales; Aspergillaceae. The coding region runs from base 15 to 923 and encodes 302 amino acids. Gene Ontology annotation, molecular function: tRNA 2'-phosphotransferase activity.